AUGUCUAUAGCAGUACACACUGUCAUCGCGUGUUUUACGCUUAUCUAUAUAUGUUGCGGUGUACCGUUAAAGCCAUCGAAUACCUGUGGUUAUGAUGUGUGUAACUUAGGCAAACCCGAUAAAUUAAAUGUACACAUUGUUCCACAUACGCAUGAUGACGUUGGAUGGUUGAAAACUGUCGAUCAAUAUUACUAUGGUGCUCGUAACGAUAUUCAACAUGCUGCUGUUCAAUAUAUUCUUGAUUCAGUUAUUCCGUCAUUAGUAGAAAAUUCUGAUCGUCGUUUUAUAUAUGUCGAGAUCGCUUUUUUCUGGCGUUGGUGGCUGCAGCAAACCGAAGAAAUGCGAAAUACGGUGAGACAGCUGGUUAAUGAAGGUCGUUUGGAAUUCAUUUCUGGUGGAUGGUCAAUGAAUGACGAGGGUGUCACUCAUUAUAAUUCUAUUAUUGAUCAGCAUAGUCUAGGUGCUGAAUUUUUACGUGAUCAGUUUGGUCAAUGUGGUCGGCCAAAACUUGGUUGGCAAAUAGAUCCGUUUGGGCACUCUAAGCAAGUAGCAUCACUUUUCGCACAUAUGGGUUUUGAUGGACUCUUUUUUGGACGAGUCGACGUUCAAGACUACACCGAACGAUUCAAAACGAAAACAAUGGAAAUGAUCUGGAAAGGAAGUGCUAAUCUGGGUGAAGACAGUUGGCUUUUCAGUGGAAUACUGCCAAGGGUUUACGAAGCACCACCUUCGUUUUGUUUCGAUGUUCAUUGCCAAAAUGAACCUAUCAAAGACGAUCCACAAUUACAUGAUUACAAUGUGCCUGAAAGAGUUCAAGCAUUUAUCGAUGCUGCGCAUAGUCAAGCAACUGGCUAUGCAACAAAUCAUAUCAUCAACACGAUGGGUAGUGAUUUUCAGUACGAAAAUGCUGAUGAAUGGUAUAAGAAUUUGGAUAAAUUGAUAAAAUAUGUCAAUGCUCAACAAGGAAAUGGAAGCGAUGUGAAUAUAUUCUAUUCAACUCCAUCGUGUUAUUUAUAUGCAUUGAAUAAAGCAAACCGAACUUGGACAACAAAAUCAGAUGAUUUCUUUCCAAUUUCAUUCAAUCAGCAUGGUCUUUGGAAUGGUUAUUUUACGUCUAGGCCAGCACUGAAACGAUACGAACGUUAUUCAAAUAAUAUUUUACAAGUAACGAAACAAUUGAACGCUUUGUCGAAUGUAACACUUCGGCAUGCCUUCUUCCCACUAAGCGAGGCUAUGGGCAUUGCUCAACAUCAUGAUGCUGUUAGUGGUACGGAAAAACAACACGUGGCUGAUGACUAUGCUCAACGAUUAGCACAGGGCAUUGAUUCUGCUACAUAUGUUGUUAAUGAAGCUUAUAAAAAACUUUUACCAAAAUACAAUCACUCUUUAACAAUUCCAGCUCAAUUUCUCUGUCAAUUUUCAAACAUUAGUGAAUGUUUACCAAUCGAAGGACAAGCUAGUUUUACUUUAACUCUUUGGAAUCCGACGAUUCACUCGGUUCAACACGUCGUCCGUGUGCCAGUAACGCAAAAAUAUCUGAUUCGAAGUCCAACAGGUUCCACAGUUGCAGCUGAUUUCAUGUCAAUAUCUGACCAAGUGAAAAAUAUUCCCGGUCGUACGAGUUCUGCUCAAUAUGAAUUAGUUUUUCAAGUGCCACUACCGGCUCUUGGAUUUAGCACUUACUAUUUCGAAAGUAAAAGUUCAUUAGCUGAUAACAAGAGAAAAGAAAAGUCGAAGAUCGAUCAGACACAUAAUGAAGCGUGUGUACUUCAGAAUCAAUAUCUUCGUGUGGAAUUCGAUCAACAAGGAAAUUUAAAAAAUAUAACGAAUCAAGAGAGAAACUUCACUGUUCAAUUCUCUUCACAAGGAUUCUAUUGGUAUACAAGUUUUCCCGGCAAUAACUCUCGACCGGAAUUUCAAGCAUCAGGUGCUUAUUUUUUCCGACCAUUAACGUCGAAUCCAUUACCAGUUAGUAGCUCACGUAAUGUAACAUGCACACACAUGGAUCAGGUUCAAACGGCAUACAUUGUUUAUAAUCAAUGGUGUAGCCAAGAAGUUCGACUCUAUGAUCAAGCAAAUACAGUUGAAAUCGAAUGGAUUGUCGGUCCAAUUCCGAUUGAAGAUGGUCUCGGGAAAGAAAUCAUUAUACGCUAUGAUACAGAUAUUCGAAGCAAUCAAUACUUUUAUACUGAUGCUAACGGACGAGAAGUUCUUGAACGUAAACGAGAUUAUCGACCAUCAUGGAAUUAUACAGUAUAUGAAAGUGUGGGUGGUAAUUAUUAUCCCGUUGCGAGCCGUAUAUGGAUUAAAGAUAACCAAACACAAAUGACAAUAUUAACAGAUCGAUCAGAAGGUGGUUCAAGUAUGCAUGAUGGCUCUAUUGAAUUGAUGGUUCAUCGUCGUACACUCCACGAUGAUUCACAAGGUGUUGGUGAACCCAUGAAUGAAACUGCUUAUGGUACAGGUCUUGUUGUACGUGGUCGACACGUAUUGAUUCUCGAGACACCGCAAUUAAGUGCCUCUCAUCAUCGUCCAACUGCGCAACAACUCUUCAUGAGUCCACUACAAACAUAUGCUUUACCAGGAAUAUCCUAUACUGAUUAUUCGAAUAAUUAUCGUCAAACAUGGUCAAGUUUAAAUGAAUCAUUACCAUAUAAUGUUCACUUAUUAACAUUCGAUCAGUUGGCAGCAAACGUAUUUCUGAUACGCGUUGAACAUUAUUUUGAAUUGAACGAAGAUGCGACAUAUUCAAAAUCAGCACAAAUUGAUUUAGACAGCUUAUUCAAUACAUUAGGUAAAAUCAAAGAUUUAGCUGAGUUAACCCUUGCAGGCAAUAUGCCUUUGAGUGAAAUGAAACGAUUGGUAUGGCAGACUAAUGAUCAUCAAUCAUCAAAUUUGAAAUUGACAAAGUCAAACACAUCAAAAAGUACAAUUGUUUCACUAAACCCAAUGGAAAUUAAAACUUUUCAAGUAACAAUCGAAUAA
Molecule: messenger RNA, 2985 nt
Organism: Adineta ricciae
Lineage: Eukaryota; Metazoa; Rotifera; Eurotatoria; Adinetida; Adinetidae
Source: the annotation of a GenBank genome assembly